GGCGCGCCAUUCCGGACCCUACACUCCAGCUCCACUCUCCCAUGGCUUCCUCCGCCCUGCCUUCCAGAACCUUGCACCGCCGCGCGCUCCCCUCGUCUACGCCGUGCCACCCUGCGACGGAGACCUUCGCCCCCGGCGCCGUCUCCCGGCGGCGAGCAGCCGUGCGGCUCCUCUCCGCCGGGUUCCUGACCGCCGUCGCGCCGCCGCCGUCGCUCGCCGCGAGGAGGGGACGCGUUGUCGUGCCACCGGAGGACUACGCCACUGCACCCGAUGGUCUCAAGUACUACGAUCUUGUCGAAGGGAAGGGACCAACUGCUGAGAAGGGCUCAACCGUGCUGGUCCACUUCGACUGCAUUUACCGUGGCAUCACCGCGGUGUCGAGCCGUGAGUCGAAGCUCCUGGCGGGGAACCGGAGCAUCGCCCAGCCUUACGAGUUCAUCGUUGGGUCGCUGCCUGGGAAAGAACGCAAGCGGGAUUUCGCGGACAACGCCAACGGGCUGUACUCGGCGCAGGCGGCUCCGAAGCCUCCGGCCGCCAUGUACACCAUAACCGAGGGGAUGAAGGUGGGGGGAAAGAGGAGAGUGAUUGUCCCUCCAGAGCUGGGGUAUGGGAAGAGGGGAAUGAGUGAGAUACCGCCUGACGCUCCUUUUGAACUGGAUAUAGAGCUACUGGAAGCCGUUUCUCCUGCCAAAGAAUGAGCUUUUCUGUUUCUAGCAGACAGGGGGGGGGGGGGG
Zea mays is the source of this 734-nucleotide messenger RNA. Its product is annotated as peptidyl-prolyl cis-trans isomerase FKBP18, chloroplastic. The coding region runs from base 42 to 698 and encodes 218 amino acids. Gene Ontology annotation, cellular component: chloroplast thylakoid lumen. The transcript has 6 exons. The record is from RefSeq and is a predicted model, not a curated record. Gene Ontology annotation, molecular function: peptidyl-prolyl cis-trans isomerase activity. Lineage: Eukaryota; Viridiplantae; Streptophyta; Magnoliopsida; Poales; Poaceae.